AUGAGUCGAUUAGUGGUCUCUAUCGGUCACGUCGAGUUCACAGGAGACAGUCAAGUACUUUAUGUUAUUAAAGUACAACAAGAUAUUGACGAGUGGGAGGUACAUCGCACGUAUUCGGACUUUCGCAAAUUACGGGACGAUGUACACCAUGUGAUGAAGGACACCCAUGCCUAUAUGCGGGACGAUACGUGCUCCCGGGACUUUACACGGGAGCUACAGGACAUGAAGUUUCCAGCCAAGCGGCUUUUUGGUAGUAAAAAGGAUCAUGUCGUCAAGGAACGGGCUGAAGAGCUGCAUCGCUUCCUUAUUAAACUGCUUUUUCUUACGCACACGUACCGCAAAGCACAAAAGACACGGUACGAUCAAUACAAGCAGGGCUUACCGGACUAUGAACAGACAAGUGUUGCAACACUGCAGAACCGCACACAAGCCAGUGUCAUAGUGUUUUACUUACUGCGAGACUUUUUAAAACCCGCUGGGGUUAAGACAGACAUGUCGUCGCAGUCGGGAGAAUUGUUGAGUUCCUCUGGACAUGGAAUUAUUUCAGAGGCAGCAGAUGGAAAGAACGGGAAAUCAUCGAAUAGGUUGAUUCGAGAGAGUAAAAUCUUGGCCAUGACCAGCUUUAAUACGAGCGAACUCAAGAAUCUGAUGUCUCGAGAAGGAAAAAAGAUGCGGCAGCAUAAACACAGAGACCUACAGGUGGAAGAGUUACGGAAAGACCAGCACAAGUACCAGCACGAACAGCGGCAGAGUCCCAUGGUACUGCCAAAGGAACUCAAGAAUGAAGCGACUAACUCUACUAACGACAACUGUGGCUCAACGCGUCGUAAGGAAUGCGACAUUCGUAGAAACACCUCGAAGACAAUGAUGGAAACGUCCGGGCAUUCACGGUCUGAAGCCAGCACGCUUUGUGAACCGCACAUGCACAAACAUCAGUUCUUGGUAAAUGAGCACCGGAAACAACGAAAUUACUCGACGCCGGAUGGCAAUGCAGCGGAUUGGAAGCACCGCUCGGCGCGCGCCAGUCCAUCUAUAUCGACGUCCAGUGCUGUAGGUUUGUCUCCACGUGAGGACUCGUUAACGGAAAUGGAGAAGAUGAGUGCGUCUUCGUCUGUGCCAUCAUCGGCGUCGUCUGCAACAUCUGCAGAUGAAGUGAAGCUUUUGGAUUUGUCUUCGAUGUCCCAGUGUAAAAGGAAAAAGAGCUCGCGAGGAGACAGCAACAAGAUACAUUCGUCUGAAAAAACUUGGAGCAAGGAAUCGACUUCGACGGCACGUAGUAAGGAACAAAAGAGUUCCUCACGCACAAAGAGGAAAGGAUUGCCCGCAAAGAACAUGCUUAUGAGUGAAUCGGAAACGAUGUCUCGUGUUAGCUCAGUUUUGAAUGCUCAGGCCAUCUCAAUCGAUGCACAGCGGGAACUAGAGAGAUAUCUGUCCGAGUACAGCGCCAUUAUGAUAUUGCGCUACGUCGACCGGUUUGUCAACAAAGCUGUGAUGAAAGCGCCGGGUUGCUAUCACGUAAAUGCACAGGACUGGCUAGUCAUCGACGGAAAGCGUUUUCUUGAAGAGCUAGAAUUAACUUUCACAGACUUACCAAACAACUUUGGUGAGCUUUUCCACAUUGGUGCACUAGGCGACCACGACGAAUGGGGCUUGCCUUUGGCGCUCAACAAGUAUGUGCAGUUGAAGUGGGAAUCGUUCCAGACAAUGAUCAGCAACAGCAUCAGCCCCGAUCAUGGACACAGCAGUGCUGCUGAUCUAACAUCUGACUCGGAUGAUUCGGACUCGGAUUACGACUACGAGGAGGUCGGCGGUGGUGGCUACAUGAAGGCAAAGCAAACGUUUUCGAACGAUGAAGAGUCGAUGCUGCAGGAGAUGAUUGCCAACGGCACGGCAGGACGUGAGCAGAUGCUUCGGCUACGACGUCACAUGAACGAGCAGGGUUGGAAUCGGCGCGAAAACCCCGGGUCUCGAUCUCAACGCCUGAUCGAGGAGACAUCUGACACGGACAAAGAAGACACCAUAGCCCAACGGCGAGAAAAGCGUAGCUCGAAACGGUAUGACCCGAAGAGGGUAUCUUGUGACGUGGAAAAGUACCAGCAGAUGCAAAAUUCACGACGUAAAGACCGUCUCAGUCGAGUGCAGAGUAUUGGUGGCUUCGUGUAA
Molecule: messenger RNA, 2163 nt
Organism: Peronospora farinosa
Lineage: Eukaryota; Oomycota; Peronosporomycetes; Peronosporales; Peronosporaceae
Source: the annotation of a GenBank genome assembly